AGGGGAAGUCAGCACCUAUGUCUAGCUCCUUCUCAGGCUCAGGUUGGCCACCCCGGUGUAAAUGAUUUCCUGGAUUCAAUUUAAAUUAAUAUCUGGUGCCUCCACCUUGUUUAUUUCCUGGAAAUUUCCAGAUCUGCUUAUUCCAGAGGUGACUACAGAACAACUACCAUGCCACAGACUAUUGGGCUGAGUGUCACAAACUCUCUGUCAGGAUCACACAGGGUGGCAUGUUUAUUGGGGGAAGAAAAGGAAGUCAGAGAAGAGGUUAAGUGAUAUGUUUUGUUUUGCUUUGUCAUUUACUGUACGUAUCUCAGCAUAAACUACAAUAACUCAGUACAUUGCCUCCUCCCACAUAUCUAGUCAAAGUCCUCUGCACACUCAGCAAAGUAGAAGGAAAGGGGUGAUUUACAUUGUUCUUGAUUGUGAUGCUGUUUUAUAUCUGAAUAAAAACAAAGAUGAGUUCAGGUUCAACUCUAUUAUAAAUGGGGAUCCUCCUGUUUCCCCCAGUAGGGGCAAAGUCCACAAGACUUGCUCCUGUCUCAAAUUGCUUAGGAACCCUCAGCAGUAUCUUUGUGCUACUGCCUGGGUGAGCUGGUGGAUGGAAAAUUGCUUUAGAUACUGUGGCUUGGUGGCACUGGCAAGGGGCCAGGGUGAAAGAGGCCCAGUUGUGUUGGAGUUGGUAGCCUGCAGGGCUUCUCUCAGCAUUUCCCCUCUCCCAGUCAAGAUAGUCUCCUCAGAACAGAUGCCAGGGACUCAGCGAGUGACACUGCUCCUCUGCCAUGGACCUUCUCUUAGGGCUUGUUUACAUGAGAAGUUGGUAUUCCUGAUCACCACCUUAUGUGGAUGCUCUUAUUCCAGAAUAAGAUGACCACACAGGGCAUUAAUCAGGAGUAACUACUCAACUUUAAAUUUGGAUUAAGAUUGGAUGUGAAUUUACUUUAUACUUUAUAGACAAGCCUUUAGAGAGAAGCAAGUUAUCUGAGAGAGGCUCCCUAGGAGUUUCCACUGUCCUGAUAGCAUCAAAAUGCUGGAAUUACGCCAGGGAUAUACAUAGUAACCAGGUCUGUGUUUAGGGUUGCUAUAGGAUGCUUUCUGCUCUUUAGUUUAACAGUUUGUAUUAGACAACAUGCGGUCCCAUUUGCAGAGAGCUUUUGAAAAUCUCACCUUUAGAAUUUUAUGAUUACUUCAUGCCUUUUAUUUAAAAGAAAAACUCUUUUGCCUUUUUCCCUAAUUACCUUGCAUUGUACAAAUGAGUGCUUUCUUUUAAGCUUUGUAAAUUACUCUUUUUCUUGUGAGCAUUUGGAAAUGAAACAUUCACAAUUCUUUCACACUGCUUGGAUAUAAACAAUGACAUAGAUUGCUACAAACGAGAAUAAAAAAUUAGUACAAUUGUUUAAUAUUUUCCAAAGUGUUGUGCAUUUAAAAUUAAAUUUCAGUGGGGCCUCAUGGGAUAUGCUUAUGAAAUUCACUUCUUGAAUUUAAAGGCACAAAAGUCCUGAAGGACUUCUAAACAAGACACAUUUUAUGACUGUUUUAAUAUAAACUUUCUAAAGUUUUAUGUUUAUAUUCAUUUGAAAGAGCUCCGCGUGUUUUCUUAAUCUUUUGUACAACUGAACAAUUUCAGAGAAUGGACUGUGAAGAAGAAACUUCAGACACUUUCAGAACAGUCUGUGCCAGGACUUUGAUAACUAAGUUUGAUCAGAAUUUCCAACUUUUGCACAUGUGCAAACUGCAGACUAAUACCAGUUAAAUUUAUUUAAAAAAAAAACAGUCAGGAUUCACUCAUUUUAUAAUUAACAUUGCUCUCAUAAACUCUCUGAAUUAUUUGUGUCUAGAUAUGCACAGUUAUUAUUUCUGUUCCAGCUUACCUAUAGAAGAGUGACCUCUGCACAUAACAGGUGUCAUUCCUAGAAAGUGUAAGCUCUGGUCUACAAUAGGAGUUGAGGUCAAAUUUAGCAGUGUUAAAUUGAUUUAACCCUGCACCUGUCCACACGACGAAGCCCUUUUUUUCGACCAAAAGGGCUCUUAAAAUCGAUUUCCUUACUCCACUCCCGACAAGGGGAUGAGUGCUGAAAUUGGCCUUGCUGGGUUGAAUUUGGGGUACUGUGGACGCAAUUAGACGGUGUUGGCCUCCGUGAACUAUCCCAGAGUGCUCCAUUGUGACCGCUCUGGACAGCACUCUCAACUCAGAUGCACUGGCCAGGUAGACAGGAAAAGGCACGCAAACUUUUGAAUUUCAAGUUCCUGUUUGCCCACCGUGGCAAGAGCUCAUCAGCAGAGGUGACCAUGAUGGAGUCCCAGAAUUGCAAAAGAGCUCCAGCAUGGACCGAACGGGAGGUACGGGAUCUGAUCGCUGUAUGGGGAGAGGAAUCCGUGCUAUCAGAACUACAUUCCAGUUUUCGAAAUGCCAAAACAUUUGUCAAAAUCUCCCAGGGCAUGAAGGACAGAGGCCAUAACAGGGACCUGAAGCAGUGCUGCAUGAAACUUAAGGAGCUGAGGCAAGCCUACCAGAAAACCAGCGAGGCGAACGGCCGCUCCGGGUCCGAGCUCCAAACAUGCUGCUUCUAUGAUGAGCUGAAUGCCAUUUUAGGGGGUUCAGCCACCACUACCUCAGCCGUGUUGUUUGAGUCCUUCAAUGGAGAUGGAGGCAACACGGAAGCAGGUUUUGGGGACGAGGAAGAUGCUGAUGAUGAGGUUGUAGAUAGCUCACAGCAAGCAAGCGGAGAAACCGGUUUUCCCGACAGCCAGGAACUGUUUCUCACCCUGGACCUGGAGCCAGUACCCCCCCGAACCCACCCAAGGCUGCCUCCCAGACCUGCCAGGUGGAGAAGGGACCUCUGCUGCAUGUGUUUCAAGGAUCUUCUCCUUCCCAGAGGCUAGCGAAGAUCAGAAGGCGAAAAAAACACACUCGUGAUGAAAUGUUCUCCGAGCUCAUGCUGUCCUCCCACACUGACAGAGCACAGACGAAUGAAUGCGUGGAGGCAGACAAUGUCAGAGUGCAGGAAAGCACAAAAUGACCGGGAGGAGAGAUGGCAAGCUGAAGAGAGUAAGUGGCGGGCUGAAGCUGAAAGGUGGUGACAGCGUGAUGAGAGGAGGCAGGAUUCAAUGCUGAGGCUGCUGGAGGAUCAAACUAAUAUGCUCCAGCAUAUGGUUGAGCUGCAGGAAAGGCAGCAGGAGCAUAGACUGCCACUACAGCCCCUGUGUAACCAACUGCCCUCCUCUCCAAGUUCCGUAGCCUCCUCACCCAGACGCCCGAGAAUGCGGUGCGGGGGCCUCCGGCCACCCAGCCACUCCACCCCAGAGGAUUGCCCAAGCAACAGAAGGCUGGCAUUCAAUAAGUUUUAAAGUUUUAAACUUUUAAAGUGCUGCUUGUCCUUCCCUCCUCCACCACCCCUCCUGGUGCUUCUCUCCUCCACCACCCCUCCUGGGCUACCUUGGUAGUUAUCCCCCUAUUUGUGUGAUGAAUGAAUAAAGAAUGCAUCAAUG
This is a messenger RNA of Caretta caretta (loggerhead turtle), 3486 nucleotides long. RefSeq lists its product as uncharacterized. The record is from RefSeq and is a predicted model, not a curated record. NCBI's taxonomy places the organism in Eukaryota, Metazoa, Chordata, Testudines, Cheloniidae.